AUGAGCCCCGCCGCGGGCGCCGACCAGCAGGGGACCCUGGACCACCUGCUGUCGGUGGUCCGAUCCAUCCUGGAAGACAUGGGCCUCCCGGUCCCCCGGCCGCUGACCUGGGUCACGGUCGACGGGUGGAAUGACUUCGACCUGUACGACGUGGAGGUGGUCCCGCUGCGGGAUCUGCCCGACUUCUCGGUCCGCCUGGCCGAGCGCCUCGGGGCCGCCAUCAGCGAGGGCUUCAUGGCCGAGAUCAACCAGCUGACCGAGGGUGCCCCGGAUGACGGCUUCCUCACGUACGAAUACCUGCGCAAGCUGUACAUGAAGUUCGACAAGCUCGGACAGUCGGCCCGGCCCACGUCCCCGGUCCGGCAGCUGCUUUUGCCAUCCGGCCGGCCGCGGCCACUGCCGCCGAUGCGCGCGCGCCUGGCCGACACGGCGGCCACGGCUGCCGCCGGCACCGGCGCCGGUGCCGCGCCCGGGGCCCUGGUCCCGGCCGCCGGGCACUCCUCGCGCUCGGUGCUCAUGGCGGCCGGCGCGCAGGCCGUCCAGCAGCUCGGCCCCGGCGCCGUGCCCCCCGGCAUGGCCGCGUACGAGGUCUUCCCGAAGCAUGAUGAUCACUCGGCCGCCGGGCAUUCGCAGCAGCAACAGCAGCAACUCCAGCAGACCCCCCCGCGGCCGCCGACACGGCCCAUGCUCCUGGUCAGCUGUGAGAACGAGUAUCUGGACAUGUCCCACAUGCUGGAGGACUUUUGCUUCUUCCUGGACCACACCAUCAACACCGUGUCCAAGCAAUUCCCCUCCUUCACCCUGGACACGUCGCUCCUCCGGGCCCACAUCGGCAUGCUGGAGAACACGGCCAGCAUUCGCACCGCCGAGGCCGAGUCCCAAAAGUCCAUGGUCUUCGCCCUGAACCUGACCAUACGCGACAUCGAGCAGGUGGUCGAGGCCCUCAAGGAGGAGAAGGCCGAGCUGGCCACCAAGCUGGAGGCCGCGCGCGAGGAUGUCCGCGCCAAGGACCGCGACCUGGCCUUCCUCCACCGGGACCUGGACCAUGCCCAGUCGCUCCUGGCCCAGGAGGAGGAGCGGCAUCGCGAAACCGGGCAAAAGCUCACGCGCGCGCUGGCCGACAAGCACGAGCUGCAGGACGAAAUCAAGAGCAUGAAGGCCCAAGUGAGCUUCGCCCGCAAGGAGUACCACGGCCACAAGGAUGAGAUCGAGCGCCUCAAGAAGGCCAACGACAUCAUUUCCCACCGGGAGCGCUUCCUCCGGAAGAAGCUCGAGCAGGCCGAGGGCGAGAUCAUCACCCUGGCCACGUCUCCGGUCCGGCCGCCGGCCAUCAGCCAGGUCCCCGGCGCCGGGACGCCCACUCCCCCGGCCGACGAGGACUUGCUGGCCGCCGCGCCGGCCGCCGAGGCUGCCGCCGCGCCAGGUCCCGACGUGGCUCCCCCGGCGGCCGAGGCGGCCCCCGAGCCCCAGGCCCCGGCCACCCCCGGGGCCGCUGGUCCUGCAUGCAGCCCGGCCGAGCGCCGGGCCCUGCCCCUGCGCGAGCUCCUGGCCACCGGCGACCUGGCCGCCAGCCUGGAGCUCUUCUCGCCGGAGGGCGGCCUCGGCACCAGCAUGCAAACGCACCCCACGCCGGAUGUGGUGCUGGCUGGGCAGCAUCUGACGCCGUUGACGUCGCGCCGGCGCCGGCCCAGGUCGGCGGUCGAUUCGAGCCUGGUGCUGGCCUCCUGCUCGUCCUCCUCCGGCUCGGAGGGCCACCUUUCGGACGGCCAUGACCACGAAGACCCGGAGGACGACGAGGACCUGGGCUUCAUCGACGAUGACGAGGAGGAUGGCUUCCUGCUGUCGCCGUCGGCGCUGCGCGGGGUGCCGCUGCUGGACAGCGACCCGGAGCUCUCGCCCCGGCGCAUCAAUCGCCAAGCCCGCCGGGCCACCUUCCACUCGCUGGCCAAGACCACCGGCCGGGCUCUGGACAGCAGUGUCGACAGCACCGGCAGCAGCCCGCACGGCAGCAGCACCGCCAGCAAUGGCAGCCUGCUGUCCUCGUCGCUGGACGCGUCGCUGGCCGCCGGCCCGGCCGGCCUGUCGGAUGUGCCCCUCAGCGUGGAGGACUUCGACCCGGCCGGCAUCCAGCUGGACCGGCUGAUGUUCCACUCGGAGAAGAAGGCCCUGCUGCAGUCGCUCAACCACCUGACGCAGGAGCGCGAGGAGGUGGCCGCCCAGCUGGACGCCGUGGCCACCGCCGGGCAGGAUGUCCUGGCCGAAUUGACGGCCGCCUGUGCCGCCGAUGACACCGAGGCCGAGAGCGUGCAGCUGGUCGGCCUGCAGCAGGCCCUCGCCCAGCUGGCGGCCAUGCGCCAGCAGCUCCAAGCCCGCCAGCAGGCGGCCACCGAACGAGCCGACGCCCUGGCCUCCGAGAGGGAGACCCUGCUCGUGGAGAAGGAGGCCCUCCUGGCCGAGAAGGAGACCCUCCUGGCCGAGAAGGAGACCCUCCUGGCCGAGAGGGAGGCUGCUGCGGCUGAGCGCGACGCGGCCGUGUCCGACCGCGAGGCGCUCACCGCCGAGCGCGAUGCCCUGCUCUCCGAGAAGGGGGCCCUGGCCGCCGAGCGGGAGGCCCUUGCCCGGGAAAAGACCGGUCUCCUGGCCGAGCGCGAUGCCGCCGUCGCCGACAGGGAGUCCAUCCGGGCCGAGCAUGAGGCCCUCGCCACGGACAAGGCCAGCCUGGUGGCCGAGCGUGAUGCCGCCCUCCUGGAAAAGGCAUCCACCAUGGCCGAGCGCGAUGUCCUGCUGGCGGACAUCGCCUCGCUGACCGAGCAGACGCGCGACUUGGCGGCCCAGUGCGCCGCCAACAGCAUCCAGCAGGCGGACAUGGCCACCCGGCAGACGCAGACCUCCGAGCAGCUGGCCGGCUUGGUGGCCGAGCAUGCGGCCCUCACGGCCAAGCAUGCGGCCCUGCUGGAGCAGGGCGACGCCUCCGCCCAGCAGCUGGCCGACCAGCUCCACGCCCUGACCGCCGAGCGAGUGGUCGAGCGUGACGCUCUGCUGGCCGAGGUCGCCUCGCUGACCGGGCGUGCGGACGAGCUGACCGCCGAGCAUGCGGCCCUCACGGCCGAGCACACGGUCCUGCUGGAACAGAGCGGCGCCUCUGCCCAACAACUGGCCGACCAGCUCCACGCGCUGACCGCCGAGCGCGAUGCCCUGGCCGCCGAGCAGGAGACCCUGGCCGCCAAGCACACCUCCCUGCUGGCCGAGCGCGACGCCCUACUGGCCGAGGUCGCCUCGCUGACCGGGCGCGCGGAUGGCCUGACCGCCGAGCACGAGGCCGUGCGCGCCGAGCAGAAGGCCCUGGCGGCACAGCACGCGGAUGUUGUCGGGCAGCUGGACGCCCUGAAGGCCGGGCAUGCGACGCUCGAAGCCAAGCACGCGGCCUUGCUGGAGCAAACCGACGCCUCCGCCCGGCAGCUGGCCGGGCAGCUGGAGGCCCUGACCGCCGAGCGUGAUGAGCUUGUCACCGAGCGGGAUGCCCUCCGGGCCAGGGCCACCUCCCUGGACGAGCAGGUGAGCGAACUGCAGGCCGCGCGCGAUGCCAUGCAUGCCGAGCAUGCGGCCCUGUCGGCCAAACACGCGGCCUUGGCGGCCGAGGCUGGGGCUUCUUCCGAGAGCCUGGCCGCGGAGCUCCGUGCCCGGACCACCGAGCGUGACGAGUUGGCCGCCGCACGCGCUGAGCUGGACGCCCAGCGCGAUGCCCUCACGACCGAGGUCGGCUCUCUGACCGGGCGCCUUGACGAGUUGACCGCCAAGCAUGAUGCCGUGACUGCCGAGCGCGAUGCCCUGGCGGCCAAGCAUGCGGCCCUGCUGGAGCAGAGCGACGCCUCCGCCCAGCAGCUGGCCGACCAGCUGCACGCUCUGACCGUCGAGCGCGACGCGCUGGCCACUGAGCGCGACGCCCUGAGUGCCGAGCGUGACAUCCUGAGCGCUGAGCGCGACACUUUCUGGCCGGCUUGGUGA
Molecule: messenger RNA, 4005 nt
Organism: Fonticula alba
Lineage: Eukaryota; Rotosphaerida; Fonticulaceae
Exons: 7
Coding region: 1-4005 (1334 amino acids)
Source: RefSeq, a predicted model, not a curated record